Dermacentor silvarum is the source of this 2932-nucleotide messenger RNA. RefSeq names its product larval cuticle protein 16/17. The record is from RefSeq and is a predicted model, not a curated record. Bases 646 to 1029 code for a protein of 127 amino acids. Lineage: Eukaryota; Metazoa; Arthropoda; Arachnida; Ixodida; Ixodidae. The transcript has a single exon. Gene Ontology annotation, molecular function: structural constituent of chitin-based larval cuticle. Gene Ontology annotation, cellular component: chitin-based extracellular matrix.
UACCGAUGACCUGGCAGCGUCCUAGCCGUGGCUGUUGCCAUAUAGGCGCACACUGUGUGUGUGCGCGCUCGCGCGCGUGUUGAUAGGAAUGAGUAACGAAUGAGAAUCGAUAGGAAAGGGUAACUAAACGUAGUGCGAGGUCUCGUUCCUCCGGUGAACGGUGUCAGUUGAAAGAAUGGUGGCAAAUACCUUUCUCAAGGCCGCGUUAUGGUGACAUUUAAGGGAGAGAUGGAGGGAAAUUUUGUAUAGAAAGGAAGGGACGCUAAUCAGAGGUAGUUCUGGUUGCUUACUCUGCAUGGUGGCAAAGGUAUCCCGCGUUCUAAUGUCGAGAAGCAGGUGCUGUACAGGCUGGAUAAUCGUUCACUAUCAGAACAAAAAAUUCUGGGCCAGUUCUCCCAAAGAAACUCCGCACAGAAGGAGGCUAUGUUUGUGCUCUUCGAGUUCCUGAGUUCUACGGGUAGACUUUAAAAACGCAUACCUGCUACCAUUGUGUAGCGUAUGCUGUCUGCUGUUUAGGCUUGUCUCUUUCUCUCUCUUACGCUCUAUUUCAUUCUUAUCCCCGUGACAUUAUAGCAGAGUUUUUGAAUCGCCCAUGAUCCUGCGUUGUCUCGUUCUUACACGUAUGCUCUCUAUAUACAUACGCAGAUGCUGGUGCUGCUUUCAGUGGUCGUGUGUCACGCGGAGCCGGCCAUACCGGCGGGCAAGCGCGCACAGUACUUGGUCCAGGACCACGCGGGCAAGGGCUCCUACAAGUUCGGCUACGACACGGGCGAGGGCGCCCAGCAGCAGAACUUCCGUCAGGAGGAGCGCACCUCGGACGGCACCGUGCGCGGUCGGUACGGCUUCACGGACGCCAACGGGUACCUGCGCGUCAUCGAGUACAUCGCCGACGAGACGGGCUACCACGUGAUACACACGAAGACGGAGCUACCGCAGAACCGGCCGCGCUCGACGGUCAAGCCGCACGCGCCUUUUCUGGGCCCACUGCCUCCCUUCAUCCCGAGGCCGCAUCCCGAAGAGGAGACCUGACAUUCCGAGGGUGGAGGAGAAAUGGCUGCUUCCCCGGAAAAGCUUGGCUGCCGAUCACCAGACGAAGGACAAAAGCCCGUCCCCGCUACCGUCCUGGUUUCAUCUCGCAGUGGUGACUCUGUCCGGGUGGAACCACCGACGCAGGCGGUGUGUGAGAACGGCGGGAUAAUUUUCUUGCAAUCCGUGUCGCCGACCGUCCCCGGUGCCGAGCAGCCGGUGUGCGCGGUGCUUUCGUCGCGGGCGACCUCGCACUACACGGAGCGUUCACGUUGAUCACUCGCUGUAGAGAAGACUGCUGCGCAAUUUACUUGAGGGGACCACCACGUGCCGAGAGCGUCAACUCUUAAUCGACACGUAACAAGCCGGUACAAAUUCGGAUCACGGGGUCGCUUAUUGCAUGUCUAUUUCAAGAACUGUGCAUGCCUGAAGGUAUAAACGCCAACUGAAAGACAGCGCGUUGCGUCAGCGUGUACGUUGGUCCCUGAAUUGUGUACAUUAUGCAGCAGUACAGUACAACAUAAUUGUUUUCAUUAUGACGAGCACUCUCAAAUGAAAAUGCUAUACCAGUAGUAUUUGCCGAUGUGUGGCUCUGCUGGUGAAAAUGGUUCCUGUGCUUUGGUUACCUGUUAAGUCCAUAUAUUUCUUCUUCGGUCUUCCUUUGUUCUCGCGAAGGUCUUCCAUAUUUAUUUUAAAUUGGAUCCGUCCAUUAUAAUACGCAGGCACGAGCAGGGCUUUUCUUCUCUCUCACUUUCCCGUUUGUUUUUAGUACUUCGGGGCUUCGCUUGCGCAGAUGGCAGCUGACUGACGCCGCGAGGUCAGCCGUCUUCGGUACUGUUUCGGCGUCCGCUCUAACAGCUGGCUUGGCUGCGAGCUCUGUCGAUGAGAACAAAUGUACUCUAGUGUGGAUGCCUCGGCAACGUACAACUGGAGUCUUCGCUGUGGAACUCCAGUGGUAAUCAAGCCCGCUAUUCAGCUCUUUGCUUCAACCUUAGUGUCUCUCCUUUCAAAAACACACGCUGAAAAACAGUCAUCUUUUUAUUCUAAAUACCCCUUAUUUAAUAUUUCGGUCGUCGGAAGUUAGAUUAUACCGUUUACAGCCGUUACACGUGCUUCCACAUGAAACAAAGCCGCAGUGCUUGCCGCCACGUGUCACUGAGCUCACCGCGGCCAAAAAUAAAAUUGAUUGACACCAAAAUUAAAUUAGUACAUUAUCGAUGGAGGGAACGCUUGGAAUUCAGAGUGCCUCACAGCAUAAAAAGAGAGAAGAAAUGUUUUUCUCACGGAAGGUGAAGCAUUCUGCGUCACAGUGAUGCCAGCCCAUCUGAAUGAGAUAUGAAAGGGAAGCCGUAAAGCUGCCGACUGUGAUCCUCUUGUGUCUUUUAUUGUGGUCUCCCAUUACAGCGCAUGUACCUAUGCGUUUUCGUUAGCUUAUGUGAAAUGUGGAUAUCUGAUUAAGGCGUGCUAUGUGGCCGCGUGCGUGCGUGUGUCCCCUCCCCCCCUCCGCCCUUUUUUCUUUUCAUUUUGGGUCUGCGCAUUCAUUACGUCCUUAUCUUAUUGUAAGCGACGUGACGCAAGCCGAGUGAGAAAAGCUGAUAGCAGUAGUCCCUGCCAACGAUUUGUUUUGGCGUUCUGCUCUGUGUGGACUUCAUUUGUGUACAAAAAGAAAACUCGGUGCUAGACAUCAAAGUGCAAUGAUGGCAGAGUGUAGACUUAGGCAAAUAAUUUAUUCUCAUAUUGCGAGCUAGAGCCGAGAGGCAAGUGAUAAACAAAGAUGCUCGAGUGCGUUAUUUUAUGUGAUAUACAUGUGUGUUAUGCUACAUUUUAUGCCGUCUUGGCCCGUUCGAAGAAUGAUUACGUGCUUUCUACGAAAGUAGCGGGCUGCCUUCGAAUAAUAAACUGUUAC